UCUCAAAUUUCCUAUUUUUUCAAGUUUCAGUUAAUAAAUAGGAAAAAUGUCAAGAUAUGAUAGAGCUAUCACUGUCUUUUCUCCUGACGGACAUCUAUUUCAAGUUGAAUAUGCACAAGAAGCUGUAAAGAAGGGAGCUACGGCUGUGGGAGUUCGUGGCAAAGACAUCGUUGUUCUUGGAGUUGAAAAGAAGUCAGUUGCUCAACUUCAGGAAGAACGAACUGUGCGAAAGAUUUGUACGAUUGACGAUCAUGUGUGUAUGGCAUUUGCUGGUUUAACAGCAGAUGCAAGAGUUAUCGUGAACAAAGCAAGAAUUGAAUGUCAAAGUCAUCGACUUACUGUGGAAGAUCCAGUGACUGUGGAAUAUAUUACAAGAUACAUUGCUACUGUUAAACAGCGUUACACACAAAGUAAUGGGCGCCGACCAUUCGGAUUGUCAGCUUUAAUAGUUGGGUUCGAUUACGAUGGGACGCCACAUCUUUAUCAAACUGAUCCAUCUGGUACCUACCAUGCUUGGAAGGCUAAUGCAAUUGGACGAAGUGCUAAAACGGUGCGGGAGUUCCUGGAGGAAAAUUACAACGCUGACACUGCUGCAAGUGAGGUGGAAACGGUGAAACUUACGAUCAAAGCUCUUCUGGAGGUUGUGCAGUCCGGGAGCAAGAGCAUGGAGAUUGCGGUGAUGAGAAGAAAUCAUCCUCUUCAGAUUUUGGAAUCCGCUGAAGUUGAAAAAGUAGUUGCUGAGAUAGAGAAGCAGAAAGAAGAAGAAGCUGAAAAGAAGCAAAAGAAAAUGAAGAAGUCAUCAUAGAAAUCACAUAGAAACAUUAUAUUACUGCUAUAAAGUUCCUCUGAAUGGAAAAAACUUUUGUUGUUGUUUAGUGAAUGAAGGAACUAAAAUGACACCACUUAGCUACUAUGUGCUAAUAAAAUUCUUUAUAUUCAUGAUUU
Messenger RNA from Ciona intestinalis (vase tunicate), 945 nucleotides. NCBI's taxonomy places the organism in Eukaryota, Metazoa, Chordata, Ascidiacea, Phlebobranchia, Cionidae. The record is from RefSeq and is a predicted model, not a curated record.